This is a messenger RNA of Vavraia culicis subsp. floridensis, 2385 nucleotides long. RefSeq lists its product as uncharacterized. Gene Ontology annotation, molecular function: CTP synthase activity; identical protein binding. The transcript has a single exon. The record is from RefSeq and is a predicted model, not a curated record. The coding region runs from base 1 to 2385 and encodes 794 amino acids. Lineage: Eukaryota; Fungi; Microsporidia; Pleistophoridae. Gene Ontology annotation, biological process: pyrimidine nucleobase biosynthetic process; CTP biosynthetic process.
AUGAAAUAUGUAGUAGUAGCGGGCGGUACACUCAGUGGCAUUGGCAAGGGCAUCACGCUCUCAUCGAUAGGACUGAUACUGAAGAGUGCAGGCAUGAGAGUUAUACCGGUAAAGAUCGAUCCGUAUCUGAACAAGUCGUGUGGUACGAUAUCACCGAUAGAUCACGGUGAGGUGUUCGUUUUGGAGGAUGGAUGUGAGGCUGACAUGGACCUGGGAUUCUAUGAACGUGUCAUGGAUGUGCUGUGUGGUGAGAUGAGUUGUAUAACGGGCGGAAAGGUUUACAGGAGAAUGAUUGCGAAGGAAAGUGCUGGUGCAUAUUUUGGUGAGACCAUGGAGGUAAUACCACACGUUAAUGCUGUUGUUGAGGAAAUGAUUAAUGAUUGCGUGCGUGUUGGGUACGAUGGGGGUGAGUGCAUGGUGCGGAGUGCUUUGGAAAGGAACGAAAGGAUGGAUGACGAAGGGCGAGCGAAGAAAAUGAGGGUGAACAGCGCAGUAAUGAAGGGAACGGUACCGGAAUGUGAUACGGACAAUAAUGCGAGGGCUGAUUGUGACACGGACAGCAGCUUGGACAAUGAUAGGAAGGUUAAUGUGGAUGGAAGCAUUUUUACAACUGAUCAACAAUGUGUGCUGCAUAAGGAAAUAAGCGAUAAAAAUUUUAACAAACAAAUAAGUGGUAGCAUAAAUGAUGCAAAGCAUAAAAAGAAAGCUUAUAAAAGUAUAAAUACGGACAACGUUGUGGUGCUUAUAGAGGUGGGCGGUGUGAUAGAUGACACGGAGAGCAGCAUAUUUUCGAGCACGCUCUCGCACAUAAAACGGAAAUGUGCAGAGGAGGACUUCCUGGUUGUGAGCGUGGAUUACAUGCCGUCAUUUUCUAACAACGAGCAGAAGACCAAAUUAGUACAGCGAUCGGUGCAAAAGUUUAUAAGCAGAGAUCUUAAGCCGGGGAUCAUAGUGUGCAGGGGUCCUCAUGCGUUCUUUAAAGGGACGAGGAGCAAAAUUGUAAGGAAAACGGGCGUGAACGAUGUGUUCUCGUCCAAGGACACAUCCCUGGUGUACGAGAUACCCUUUGAUCUGCAGGCACAGGGCAUGAGAGAGGCAUUGCUCUCAUUGCUGAAGAUCAGAGACAAAAAUGUUUUCAAAACAGAGGAGAAACUUUCCUGGGUGUACAACGACAGAAAGCGUCCUCUGACGGUUGCCAUGGUAAUCAAAUACAAUGGUAACGAUGACAGCUACGUAAGCGUGAUAGAGACUCUGAAGGUCUGCGCAUUGAUGAUGAACAUAGACGUACACAUUAAGAUGAUAGACAGUGAAAUGAUAGAAGUAGAGGGGAGCACGGCCCCAGAUGGCGACAUAACUGCCGUACUUAAUAAAAUAUUCUGUGGUUGUGAUUGCAUGUUGGUGCCUGGUGGGUUCGGGACACGUGGUACGGAGGGUAAGAUAUUGGCGAUCAACUAUGCCAGGACUAACAAAAUACCAUUCCUAGGCAUUUGUCUAGGUUUUCAGCUCUGCGUUAUAGAAUUUUGUCGUAAUGUGUUGGGAUUGUGCGAUGCUACAUCAGAGGAAUUCGAUACUACGAGUUUAUGUAAAGUUGUCAUGGUGAUGGAGGACCAUAGGAUUGAGAAAAUAGUUAGUGGAAAGAUGAGACUGGGCAGUAGGCGCUCAUACCUCGUUGAUUCUAUGGUUAAGGAUGCGUAUGGUGCGAAUUACAAGCGAACGUACUUGUAUUGCGAUGGACAGGAAUGCUGCAAUUACAGCGGUGGAAGAUGCUCAGAUGAGUACGUGAAUACUGGCAGUGCCAGUUCGAGUGAAUGUACUGCUGCGUGUGAUGGUCCGGCUGAUGGGUGCUGUGAAUCCGUUAGAUGUACGGAAUCUGAUGUCUGUGAGGAGUCUGGUCGAUGCAGACCUGAUGAGUGUAACUCUAACGGGUGCCGAUCCAGCGAAUCUGACAGGUCCAGCGCAUACGACAGAUCGGUUAGAGAAACGGUUGGAUGUGCUCGACCAGCCAGCAAAUGCCCAGCAUUUGCGCAGAGGCAUGACAGCGAGAGCACCGCUAUAAACUGUUCUAGCCAAUCAUCAACCGUGCAGCCAAAUAAUAAGAGCAAUGAUUACAGCGGCAACAACAGUUGCGACUCCUCUCACCACGUCGUAGAGCGUCACAGGCACCGAUACGAGGUUAAUCCCCUAUACGUUGACAUGAUCGAGAGGAAAGGCCUUCGAUUCGUGGGUAAGAGCAAGGACGGUCUUAAAAUGGACAUAUUUGAAUUGAACAAUCAUCCUUUCUUUGUUGGUGUGCAGUAUCACCCGGAAAUGACCUUGAAUUUGGAUGACGGCCAUCCAUUGUUUAGAUAUUUCUUGGAGAAGGCACUACAAAAUAAAAAUAAUUAA